Molecule: messenger RNA, 942 nt
Organism: Paramecium octaurelia
Lineage: Eukaryota; Ciliophora; Oligohymenophorea; Peniculida; Parameciidae
Source: the annotation of a GenBank genome assembly
AUGAUAAAAAAUAUUUUAUAUAAAUUUUCUACUUUCAAAUCUCUAUAUGGGCAAGCAGGUACAGUCAGUUUUAAAUUAUUGAAUGGUUAACAUAAAGUAACUUUAUAAACUCAUUGGGAAGAUAAUUGCGAAUAUUAUUGUCAACCUGAGACUGGCUUUUUGUUUGAUGAGGAAAAAGAUUAAAGUCAGAUUUCUAAUGUUGACAAUGGAAAAUAUCAAAUCAAAAUCAAUAUGCCUGAAUACUAUAAUUACAAUGGAAUAAUUAAUGGGGAUCUUUAACAUAUAUCAGCUGGUAUAGAUGCAAAACUAUAUGGAAAUAUUGAUAUUGAUUUAACUGGUGAUUUCUUAUCUUAAAAGAUUAAAUCAGAAAUCUGUAGAAUCAAAGCUAAUAGCUUAUAAGUAAAUUCUGCAUUAGAAACAUAAUUUGGAGAAUUAUGGAUUAAAAAUAAUGUCACUAUUAAGAAGUUACUCAUAUCAAAAGUAGCAAAUUUACAUUAAGAGAAUGGAGAUUGUAAAAUCUAAGCAGGAUAUGUUUAAAAUCUUUAAAAGAAUUAUCCAAUUCUUCAAAAAUUCUAAUUUUUAGAAAAUAUUGAAUAGAAUAAUCAUUUUUCAAUAUAAUCAUAGGCUAAAAACUUUAAUAUAGGAACAUUCUCAGGAAGAUUGAAAUGUAAUUUAAAAGCGGAAUCAUUUUUCAUCAAAUCAUUAUCUGGAUUAUUUUAUAUCAAUUAAUCUAAAAAUGUAGAAUUAGGAAUAACAAAUGAACAGAAUUAAGGAUUUAUUAAAGCAAAUAAUAUUAUUUUAAAUGUUUAUGAUAAAUUGAAGUUCAACAUAUUUAAUGGUGGUAAAUCAAUUUAUGAAUUCAAUGAGUCCUAUUAUAGUAUUUAUACAGAAUGUGAUAAUCUUGAAGUUCGAUUAAUAAAUAAUCCUUUUGGGAUUUUAUGA